GCUGGUCUUGAAUGCCUGACUUCCAGUGAUCUGCCCGCCUCGUUGGAGAUUUUAUUUGCAGUCAUGUUGAGGGUAGGGAGUGGAGGCUGCAGGGAGGUAGUGGGCAGAUGAGAAGAGUCUUAAAGUCCGUGCCAGGGCAUUGUGCAUUUUUGCCCAAGGAGAUGGGAGGAGCACUAGAACGAAAUCUCACCGGCCAAAGCAAUAAGACAAGAAAAAGAAAAGGUAGUAGAACCAGUAAAAAUCAGAGAGAAGGGGCCCUAAACUGCUGGUGCUGCUUUAGAAGAUUCCGGUGCCUGGGGAUGUAGGAGCUGAUGUCUGUCUAUCUUCUCCCCAGACAGACCCUGAAAACACAGACUACACCAUGGAGCACGGAGCCACGCGGAAUUUCCAGGCUGAGAAGCUCCUGGAAGAGGAGGAGAAGAGGGUGCAGAAGGAGCGGGAGGAUGAGGAGCUGAACAACCCCAUGAAGGUGCUGGAGAACCGGACCAAGGACUCCAAGCUGGAGAUGGAGGUGCUGGAGAACCUCCAGGAACUGAAAGACCUGAACCAGCGGCAGGCACACGUGGACUUUGAGGCCAUGCUGCGGCAGCACCGCCUGUCCGAGGAGGAGCGGCGGAGGCAGGAGCAGGAAGAGGACGAGCAGGAGACCGCAGCCCUGUUGGAGGAAGCCAGAAAGCGAAGACUGCUGGAGGACUCCGACUCAGAGGAUGAGGUUGCUCCUGCGCCCCUGCAGCCAGCCCUUCGGCCCAACCCCACUGCCAUCCUGGACGAGGUGAGGGGGGCUGCCUGAGUCCCGGGGACUCCCAGGUGAACUAGCGACAGCUGAAGCCAGGGGUCAG
Piliocolobus tephrosceles (Ugandan red Colobus) is the source of this 839-nucleotide messenger RNA. RefSeq names its product splicing factor YJU2. Gene Ontology annotation, cellular component: U2-type catalytic step 1 spliceosome. The coding region runs from base 362 to 790 and encodes 142 amino acids. Lineage: Eukaryota; Metazoa; Chordata; Mammalia; Primates; Cercopithecidae. Gene Ontology annotation, biological process: mRNA splicing, via spliceosome. The record is from RefSeq and is a predicted model, not a curated record. The transcript has 3 exons.